AUGAGAGAUAAGUGGAGAAAGAAACGUCAAAGGCGUCUUAAGCGCAAGAGGAGGAAGAUGCGUGCUCGUUCCAAGGGUGAUGCAUGUAUUAUGCAUGACUUGUUGAUGGUGAGUUUGGGUGUGAGUUGUAGAAAGCGUCGAUUUGGAUUGACUAUUGGGCAAAAAUAUCGACUUCGUCAACGGUUGCGAGGUGUAGAUGAAGUCAUCAACACACUUGUUGAUUCAGGUGUCCAAUUACGAGCACUUGAAUUUGCAAAACGGAUCCCAAAGGAAAGCGAUAUGACUCCUUUUGAAAAGUACUGGGUCAAAUCAAAACGAUUCAAGGAUGGAUUCAAGCCAAUUCAUUGGGUUCCUAAAUGGACUCGAGCUCCUCAUCCUCGUACUUGGAGCCCCUCUAUCUAUCAUCAAUCGGUGAUUAAAAAAUAA
Batrachochytrium dendrobatidis JAM81 is the source of this 426-nucleotide messenger RNA. RefSeq lists its product as uncharacterized. The coding region runs from base 1 to 426 and encodes 141 amino acids. The transcript has 4 exons. The record is from RefSeq and is a predicted model, not a curated record. Gene Ontology annotation, molecular function: structural constituent of ribosome. NCBI's taxonomy places the organism in Eukaryota, Fungi, Chytridiomycota, Chytridiomycetes, Rhizophydiales. Gene Ontology annotation, biological process: translation. Gene Ontology annotation, cellular component: mitochondrial large ribosomal subunit; ribosome.